GCACGUGACUUCCGGUGCUGCGGGUCCCACGCUGUUACAGCUACUGAGCGAUUGACGAGAUGGAGAACGGCAUGGAUGUGGAGGGAGAGUGGAGCGACGAAGACGCUGGCGGAGAUGGUUUCACGCUGGAGGAGGUGUUGCGCUUAGGUGGCACUAAGCAAGAUUAUGUAAUGCUUGCUGGCUUGCAAGACACAGGUGAAUUAUUGGACAGUGGCAAGAAAGGUGAAAUAGAUGAUCUAGAAGACGGUGAAUUGAAGGCGUUCAUAGAAAAGUUGGGCAUCCAAAAAAUAACCAAAGAAGUAUUAGAACAAGAUGAUGACCCUACUGAACAUGAAGAGAAGAAAAAGGAAACUAAAAUCUCUACUAAAGAGAAGGACGUGGCCAAUAAAGGGAACAUGUCAAAUGAAAUACAAAAUAGGAAAGACAAAGAGGGAAAGGAAAAAUCGAAUGUCUCAAAAAAGGAGCGCAACGUGAGAAGUGUGGCAUGUAAGAGCAAGGGGAAGCCUGUCUUUGAAUUCACAGGACGGUCAAUUCUGCUUUUGAAACCUGGGGGAAAGUGGUAUGACCAUGACUAUGCUAAAGAGUUUACAACGCAGUCACAGAAUGAAGAUGAUGUACAGAAGUACAAAGCUUUAGCCGAGAAACUAUAUGAACACGAGGUAAAUCUGUACAACACUAAGAAAGAGCUCAGUAAAGGGGCUAACACAGUGUGGAUGAAAACGGUUGUGUCCACGGGCACAUUAGCGGACAGAAUGGCUGCAAUGAUAGUUCUUAUCCAGGAUGCCCCCGUUCAUACUUUACAGUUUGUAGAAAACCUUGUAAGCUUGAUUAGGAAAAAAGGCAGCAAACGACAAAACAUCAUGGCAUUGGAUACCUUUAAAGAUUUGCUCCAGUCCGACCUUCUGCCGGACAAUCGCAAACUUCACACUUUUGUCCAGCAUCCCUUUGAUAAACUUGAAGAGAUCUCCAGUGGUAACAGAGAUGCCAGAGACCGCCGCCUCAUAUUGUGGUAUUUCGAAGAGCAGCUGAAAUCGCACGUGGCAGAAUUUGUCAAGGUGUUAGAGACCUUGACUCAUGACAGUUUGAUCGCAACCAAAGCAAAAUCUCUGAAUGUGAUUCAUGAAAUUCUCUGUAAUAAACCUGAAGAGGAGAAGACCCUUCUAGUCUUGUUGGUCAAUAAACUUGGGGACCCACAGUAUAGAGUGGCCACUAAAGCCUCCUAUUUACUCGAGAUGUUACUGAAUAAACAUCCAAACAUGAAAGUAGUGGUUUGUCUAGAAGUAGAACGACUCCUGUAUCGGCCUAACAUCGAGGAGAAGGCUCAGUACUAUGGCAUUUGCUUUUUGAAUCAGAUGAUGUUCUCCCACGAAGAAUCAGAUUUAGCAAAUCAACUCAUUACAGUUUAUUUUUGUUUUUUUCGGGCUUGCAUAAAGAAAAAAGAAAUUGACACCAAAAUUUUGAGGGCUUUAUUGACUGGGGUUAAUAGAGCAUAUCCCUAUGCCAACAUAGGAAGUGAAAAGGUGAAAGAGCAGCUAGAUACCCUGUUCAAAAUCCUGCACGUUGUAAACUUCAACACAGGGGUGCAGAUCCUAAUGCUUCUGUUCCAAGUCAUGGAUUCCCAACAGACUGUGUCUAAUAGGUACUUUGCCGCUUUGUAUAGAAAGCUUCUAGAUCCUGGAUUAUCACAGGGCUCCAAGCAGACAAUGUUCCUCAAUCUUCUCUUCAAAUCAAUGAAAGCUGAUGUUGUAUUGAGACGGGUGAAAGCUUUUGUGAAGAGGUUACUACAAGUCACAUGUGGCCAAAAGCCAUCAUUUAUCUGUGGAGCCUUAUACCUGGUAUCCGAGAUUUUUAGAUUAAAGCCAGGAUUAAAGGUUUUAUUGCAUGAAAAUGGGGAAAAUGAUGAAGAGGAACAUUUUUAUGACUUACCUGAUGAUGAUAAUAAUAGCGUCACUGACAAGGAUGAAGCCAAUACGAAUAUGAAUGCCUCAGAGAAUCUUACAUCUGGUUCAUGGGUACAUCAGCAAUCUCUUCAAGGUUUAAAAAGUUCAAGCCAAUAUGAUCCAAUGAAUCGAAAUCCUUCAUUCUGUGGAGCUGAUAACACAAGCAUUUGGGAACUUAAAAAGCUUUCUGAACACUUUCAUCCAUCUGUGGCAUUAUUUGCAAAAACCAUACUGGAGGGAAAUUCUGUGCAAUACAUGGGUGAUCCUUUGGAAGAUUUCACGCUGAUGCGGUUUUUGGACCGAUUUGUGUACCGUAAUCCAAAACAGCAGAAAAUAAGAGAAAACAGGGGAUAUUUAAUGCACCAAAAGAAAAGAUUGAACCAAGAAAGACAACCAGUGAACAGUGCUACCUUUUUGGGAAAAGAAGAGAGUGAAAUCCCUGUAGAUGAAAUUUUCUUCCACAGAUACUUCAAGAAGUUGUCUACAGAUAAAUGGAAGCCAAAGCGUAAUGAAGAUGAGGAGAGUUUAGAGGAUGUAGAUGAUGAUGAAUUUGAAAGAAUCCUUGACUCAUAUGAAGGAGACAGUUUUUACACUGGAAUGAACAAUGAUCUUGAUUUUGCUGGAAACGUAAGACCAAAUGAGAAGUCUAUGAAGAAAUCAAAAGUCAAUGAUUCUGAUUCUGAUUGGGAUGAUGACGAUGAUGAUGCUGCCGACGACGACGACAUUUCAUUGGCUAGCAUGGGUGAAGAAGACUUUAAAGAUGAUGAAACUGCAGGAAUUUUUAUGGACACUUCAGAAACAUCUGAUAACGAGCAAGAAGAAAUUAAAGGAAAGAAGAGACAAUUUAAAGAAGACGACAUGUUAGCUGCUGCUGAAGAGUUUGGCGAUAUGUUGGAUGACAACACUGGUUCUAAAUUUGAUAAUAUUGGAAUAAAUGCUGUGUCAAAUAAGGAAAAUGCAAGUAUCAAGCAACUCAAGUGGGAGGAACAAAGAAACAGCUGGGUUCACAACAAAGAUGCUGGAAGUAUCAUCAAGAAGAAGAAAAAAUUCAAACAAGCAACUAAUUAUAAAAAAAGGCUAAAAUUAAAAAAAUAAGUUUUGUGUUCCUGGUGUAUUUUGUAUAUUUCAAAUGCCUUCUUAAUUUUAUGUAUUAAAUCACAAUGGUCUUCUGUUAGAUCUAAAACAUUAAAUUACAAAUCUUAUGUUCA
This is a messenger RNA of Bufo gargarizans (Asiatic toad), 3148 nucleotides long. It is a transcript of the gene CEBPZ, whose product is annotated as CCAAT enhancer binding protein zeta. The record is from RefSeq and is a predicted model, not a curated record. Gene Ontology annotation, cellular component: nucleus. NCBI's taxonomy places the organism in Eukaryota, Metazoa, Chordata, Amphibia, Anura, Bufonidae. The transcript is spliced from 15 exons. Bases 60 to 3035 code for a protein of 991 amino acids.